AUGAACAAUCUGCCUAGGGAAGAAAGAAUGAAGCCGGAAAACAUUAUCCUUGUCAGUGUCAUGCCUGGUCCAAAGGAAGCAAAGAUCGACCAGAUGAACAACUUCUUGGAACCUCUGGUAGACGAGCUGGUAGAGUUAUAUGGUGGCAUAACUAUGAAAACUCCAGAGUUCCCCAAUGGUACUAGUAUCCACGCUGCUCUUAUGUGUGUUGCUUGCGACAUACCUGCUGCAAGAAAGACUGCUGGAUUUACAGGAUUUGCAAGUACAAACGCCUGUCACAUAUGCAAGCAUCAUUUCACUGUUGUUGCUGAAACAAGUAAGAUCAAUUAUUCUGGAUUCGAUCAUGAGAACUGGGUCUCCCAAACAAAAGAGGAAAAUGCAACCAAAGAUGAGAUGUGGUUCUGCACAGAAUCUGAUGCAGAGAGAGCUGUUUUGGAGAUGCAGCAUGGCACCCGUUUUUCUGAGUUGCAUUGCCUACACUACUUUGAUCCCGUUCGAUGCACAAUUGUUGAUCCCAUGCACAAUGUGUUUCUUGGGACAGCAAAGCGUAUGAUCAGUGUUUGGAAAGACCUGAGGUAUCUCCCAACUGCUGUUCUCGUCCAUAUGUAA
Phycomyces blakesleeanus NRRL 1555(-) is the source of this 609-nucleotide messenger RNA. RefSeq lists its product as hypothetical. NCBI's taxonomy places the organism in Eukaryota, Fungi, Mucoromycota, Mucoromycetes, Mucorales, Phycomycetaceae. Bases 1 to 609 code for a protein of 202 amino acids. The transcript has a single exon. The record is from RefSeq and is a predicted model, not a curated record.